AUGAAUAUUCAAUCCAUUCGAAGGGGCAUCUUUUGCCCCCCUCAGAACCCCAACUGCACCAGUACUGUGGAGUCCCUCAAGGGUGUCUGGAAUGAUACAGAAGCUAAUGCCUACAAACUGGUGGACCUGCCUCCUGUAGCCCCAACAGAAAUGACAGUGCAAGAUGUUCCUCAUGCCUUCCCUACACUGGAUGUUCCAGACCAUGCCCACUACACAAUUGGAACUGUCAUUCUGAUGGUGGGGAUCACCGGAACACUGGGUAACUUCCUGGUCAUCUAUGCUUUCUGCAGGAGUAAGAGCCUUCGAACUCCAGCCAACAUGUUCAUCAUCAAUCUAGCUAUUAGCGACUUCCUAAUGUCCAUCACACAGGCUCCAAUUUUCUUCACUACCAGUCUCCACAAGCACUGGAUUUUUGGCAAGAAAGGCUGUGAACUGUAUGCCUUCUGUGGAGCCCUUUUUGGCAUUACAUCCAUGAUCACAUUGAUGGCAAUCGCACUGGACAGAUAUUUUGUGAUCACACGACCACUGGCCUCCAUUGUGGUGAUGUCCAAGAAGAAGGCUUUGAUAAUUCUUCUAGGAGUCUGGCUGUACUCUUUGGCUUGGAGCCUCCCACCCUUCUUUGGAUGGAGUGCUUAUGUUCCUGAGGGUUUGUUGACUUCCUGUUCCUGGGACUACGUGACCUUUACCCCAUCAGUCCGUGCCUAUACAAUGCUCCUCUUCUGCUUUGUUUUCUUCAUUCCUCUGAUUGCCAUCAUAUACAGUUAUGUCUUUAUCUUCAAGGCUAUCAAGAAUGCCAAUGAGGCUGUUCAGAACAUUGGUUCUGAUGUUAAUAAAGUAUCCCAGAGACAGUAUCAGAAGAUGAAGAAUGAAUGGAAAAUGGCCAAAAUUGCCUUGAUUGUCAUCUUACUUUACAUCAUUUCCUGGUCACCAUAUUCUAUUGUAGCUCUGGUGGCUUUUGCUGGGUAUUCCCAUCUCCUGACACCCUUUAUGAACACCGUACCAGCUGUGAUUGCCAAAGCUUCUGCCAUUCACAACCCCAUCAUUUAUGCCAUAACUCAUCCCAAAUACAGAAUGGCCAUUGCAAAGUAUGUGCCGUGCCUUCGACCCCUGCUAAGAGUUUCUCGUAAAGACUCCAGGUCUUGCAGCAGGUAUCUCUCAACCAGACGAUUCACUAUUACCAGCCAGUCUGAGAUAAGUGAACUGCAGAAAGGAAAGAGACGGAUAUCCUCUCUCUCAGACAGUGAAUCAGGCUGGACUGAUACAGAAGCUGAUGUCGUUAGUGUGAUCUCCAGACCAGUCAGUAAACAGCUUUCCUAUGAAAUUGGCAAAUACGCUGUUGAAACCAGUGACACAAAAGCCAAAUCUAAACCGAAAAGCCAUGAUUCUGGGAUUUUUGAGAAGACUUCUGAAGAUGCCGAUGACAUUUCCAUGGUGGAGCUGAAUGUCAGAGAGUGCAGUUCCUCUCCUGUUGCCCUGCCAUCUAUAACCUAUAGCCUUGAGGAAAUCCAAACAGGUGAGGGCCUGAAUGGCACUGGACUACGAAAAGGAGACUCUCACUCUAGACCGUCUGCAGCCCAGAUACCCAGCAUUAUAAUAACAUACAGCAACGUCCAGGAAAUGGAACAGCCUUCUGAAUACAGCUCUGACUUCAGGUUCCCUAAGAAUAGUAGCCACAGCCAGGAUAAGGACUACAGUAGCCAACCAGACAGACUGUACCAGGGCGUUGCCUUAGCCAGUAUCUCAGGAGAAACCACAGAUCAACUGAGUGCAGAAGACCUUCCAAAACUGCUCUGAUCCACGGAAAGCCACCAUUCCUACAGUGACCCAACACGAGAUAAGCCAAGGGUAAAAAGAAGAUGCUGAAGCAGCAUCUGAGCUCUCUCCAGUGGUUGGUUUCCUGUUCUAGCUCGUGUGUUAGGACAAGUAUAUUAUUUCUCCACAAUCUAGAUCAUGAAAUUACACUUUUCACUCAGAUUUCACUCUGUUCAGGAAUUAGCAACUAUUGCGUGAACACCACCUUCAGUUACAGUAUAUGCAGGCUUCAUGAUAAGACUUCAUUCUGUGGGGUUAAGAUUCAGAUAAUGGUCUUUGUUCAUUGCCAGAUCUCAGCCACAGUUACUAUACCAGAAAGAAACACUUUUAGAAGAUAAACUAUAGAGUUGAGAGUAUUUGGGAAAACGUACAGUACCUGGUGGAGAAGGUUUCUUAUUUUUGUUAAAGCUCUCUAAGUAGACCAUGUUUAAGAGCAAUAUCAGUGCUCCACUCCCUUCUUAGUUCCAUGCUUUUUCUCAAGCUCUUGUAUGGUUUUGUUAAAAAGCAAUGCACUUAAAAAGCAGUUUGAGGUCUCAGAUCAUUGUCCUUAUCUCAAGGAAGGGAAAUCAUUUUCAAGUGUGGCCCAUGCUCCCCUUCCCUCCUGUCUUCCUUCUGUGUCAGUUAUUAAGUGACCAGUCCAAUCCUGGCUCAGCUCACUUGCCCCAGAACAAUAUGAAAGAUUCUAGAAGCUAAUGAGCUUCAGUCACCAUGUUUCAAGGCUGAGGAAGCUGUAAUUAAAUGUCUUAUUGGUAAAGAGCUGCUGCUGGCUCAG
Caretta caretta (loggerhead turtle) is the source of this 2584-nucleotide messenger RNA. RefSeq names its product opsin 4 (gene OPN4). Gene Ontology annotation, cellular component: membrane. Gene Ontology annotation, biological process: G protein-coupled receptor signaling pathway; visual perception. NCBI's taxonomy places the organism in Eukaryota, Metazoa, Chordata, Testudines, Cheloniidae. Gene Ontology annotation, molecular function: G protein-coupled receptor activity. The record is from RefSeq and is a predicted model, not a curated record.